GAUUGUUCUUCAUACGGAUAUUCCAUACCGUCAUACAUAUACCUAUAUUUACGUCUCUGUAGUUACAAUUUAAUUAUUUAACAGAAGUUUCCCAACAAAACUUUGUUGUUCGUACGAUAUUCAAUGUCGUCAGUAGUUUGCGUACCUCGCGUGUUUUAGUCGUCUACGCUUCGUUGGAAUUGCACUAAUAAUUUUCGAAUUGUUGUCCUUAUGGCACUGGUGUAAAAUCGUUCCGUUACCAAUUACUGGCCGAGAGAGGAAAGUCUUACAAUUUGGUAUUCACGACGUUCGCGAACUCUUAGUGUCCUAGUCCUAUACGGCUAUACAUCGACUUUACUGGUGGUAUAAUUGCCCGGAGGCCGGAAUAUUAUUUGGUUUAGUAAAAUGGCAAACAACACUUGGAAAUUGUGGAUUUCUAGAAUCCAACAAGCGGGUACUUGGAACAUGUAUGAUGGUUAUAAACCCAAAAGAAAUAAAAAUCAAGCUCCAGUUAAUUAUAUACAUAAAAGUGUUAUUGGUCGUCCAAACCGUGUAUUACAUUUUAAAAUUGAACAGACUACAGUUAAAAUCACUACACAUGUAUUGUAUUCAAUUUUGAUCAUUUAUGGAGAAAUACUACGAAUUGUUGUAUACAGAAAAUUUCGACAACUCAGGGCAUUUGUUGAAUUUGGCAAGGAAGAAUUUGCAACUAAAGUAAUUGAUGAAUCUAGUUACAUUGUUUUAGAUAAUAUAACAUUAAAGGCUGAUUAUGCUAAGCCUUCCAGUGUAAUCGUAACAAAAAAUAGUGAAUUAACUUGGGAUUACACAAAGUCACCCUUAUUAGAAUAUGUUAAUGGUUUACCUACACUGAAAUCUAUUGCUGCUGUUUUAAAAGAUUCACCUCGAGGAAAAAAUAAUAGAAACUUGACAGAACACGACAAUAAUUGGGAACUGGUCGAAAACUAUGAUUUUAUUAGUCCUGCUGAUAAAUCUAUUGCUCCAGUAACAAGUAGUACGAAACAGGUCAUUAAAACCGCAAAUAGUAAAACUCGUAAAACACUUUUGACCAUUUCAACUUCCAAAGAUUUUUCUAUUCUUUCUGUUCGUGGUCUCGACCCGACUAAAAGCAAUUGUAAUCGACUUUUCAGACUAUUUUCUAUGUACGCCACGGUGGCUAAAAUUAAUUAUUUAUCUGAAUUAAAGUCUGCCGAAAUUCAGAUCAGUAAAUGCAAUGAUAUCAAUGUGUUUGCUCAUAUUCAACAUCAUUAUCUUUCACACGGAUUAAAUUUAUCAUUCCAGUAUUUAAAAGGUGAACGAAUAUUAAAAACUCGCCCUGUCGAUCAAUUCAUUUUGCCCGAUGGAUCACCAUCUUAUGUAGUCUAUGAUCGAAAAAUGACACCACAUGUAUUAUGUUCACCAUCUAGAGUGCUAAAGUUUGAAGGCGCUCCGCCCAGUAUGACUGAAGUGAAACUUAUUACCCUAUUAAAACGAACAAUUAAAGUAGAGAAUUUCAAGGUGAAAGUGAAAACACCUAAAGAUCCUAAAAAGUGUUCGACGAUUAGCGGUGAAAUUUGGUUUUCUACUGCAAGUGAAGCUAUUGAAGUCGUAAUGGAAAUUAAUUAUGCCAUUUUUUGGAAUAAAGAUAGAAACACGAAGGAAUAUGUGUUGAAACUAUCAUUUAUUUCUGAAGUAAUGCCAAUACUCAAAGCUGCUAUGCUCAAAAAUGAAAAUAAUAAUAAAGCGAUUAAAAUAGAAGUUGGUAAAGCGAUCAAAACAGAAGAUGAUAAAAAAAUCAAAACAGAAGAUAAUAAAACAAUCGAAAUAGUAGAUAAUAAAAUAAUUAAAACAGAAACUAUUAAAGCGAUCGAAACAGAAGACAAAUCGAUCAAAACCGAAUGUAAUAUAGUUAUUAAAACAGAAGCUAUUUAAUUGUAAAUUUCGUAUUUGUAUUACAUACGUUGUGAUUUUGCAUAGCAUCUAUUUAAAAAAAAUGUGUAAAACAUGUCUUAAUUAUAACCGUUAUAUAUUAUGGUCGUUAAUCAAUAAUGACAAAAAUAAU
Messenger RNA from Rhopalosiphum maidis (corn leaf aphid), 2038 nucleotides. Its product is annotated as heterogeneous nuclear ribonucleoprotein L-like. The transcript has 17 exons. Bases 385 to 1908 code for a protein of 507 amino acids. Gene Ontology annotation, cellular component: nucleus. Gene Ontology annotation, biological process: regulation of RNA splicing. Lineage: Eukaryota; Metazoa; Arthropoda; Insecta; Hemiptera; Aphididae. Gene Ontology annotation, molecular function: mRNA binding. The record is from RefSeq and is a predicted model, not a curated record.